Messenger RNA from Trichoderma reesei QM6a, 258 nucleotides. RefSeq lists its product as uncharacterized. The coding region runs from base 1 to 258 and encodes 85 amino acids. The record is from RefSeq and is a predicted model, not a curated record. The transcript is spliced from 3 exons. NCBI's taxonomy places the organism in Eukaryota, Fungi, Ascomycota, Sordariomycetes, Hypocreales, Hypocreaceae.
AUGAACACGAAGAGCAAGAAGAAAUGGAAAAGGAGACGCAUACUGUGCUGGUUUUGGCCGUGGUCCUCUGAUGACUUGGGCCUCCCUACCGGCCGGUGGCUUCCCGCAAUCGGUGUUAACAUGGCCGCUCCAGGGAUAUCUUUGGACCUGCGAACCACAAAAAGCAAAGGGAUACUGUUGGGAAUGAUUGACGAUUAUGCUUCCAGCAUGAAGUUAUACGGCCGCACUCACACCAAAGCCACCACGGUCAAAGAUUGA